Halteromyces radiatus is the source of this 2010-nucleotide messenger RNA. Its product is annotated as DHHC palmitoyltransferase-domain-containing protein. Bases 78 to 1832 code for a protein of 584 amino acids. Lineage: Eukaryota; Fungi; Mucoromycota; Mucoromycetes; Mucorales; Cunninghamellaceae. Gene Ontology annotation, molecular function: protein-cysteine S-palmitoyltransferase activity. The transcript has 6 exons. The record is from RefSeq and is a predicted model, not a curated record. Gene Ontology annotation, biological process: peptidyl-L-cysteine S-palmitoylation; protein targeting to membrane. Gene Ontology annotation, cellular component: endoplasmic reticulum; Golgi apparatus.
CCUCACUUACAAAUACAUACGUAUAUAAACGCAGGACCAUUUAUACUUCUUUAUUCUUUCUCUUUUUAUAUACAUACAUGUCCAAACAUGAUCCACCCUCUUCAUCGCUCAAACAAUCUCCAGAUAACAUUCAGCAUCGGUCUGUUUCGAACAUUCAGAUGAUUUCACCACGUUGUUCACAUCAAUGCAGCAAUAGUUUUAGACGAGGGCGAGGGAGUAACAAUUUGACACCACGUUAUAGACAACAAAGUAGAUCUGAUGAAUUACAAGGCAGUUUUGAAAAUAUGGACUUGGAUAGAUUACCCACAGUUACCGACGAUACCAAUAACAGUAACGACAACAACAGCAACAACAACAACAACAACAGCAACAACAGCAACAACAAUAAUGAUAAUGAUAAUGAUAAUGAUAAUAAUAACAAUGACAAUAAUAACAACAACAACGAUAACAAUAAUACCAAUGACCUAAAUAACGUGAUCACUACGUCAGCACUUGACACCUUGCACAAAAACAACAUUAUAGAUAGUAGCAGUAACAAUAACGUUGAUAUAGCUCCUCAUUCAAGUUCAUCGAAACCAAAAGUUCUUCAUCCUUCACUUGAAAGAAUAUUUGUAAAUAGCUCUCCAGCUACCAAUCCUACAACAACACCAACAUCAUCAUCAUCAUUGUAUCCUGUAUUUUCAACUCAGCAUUAUGCUAACCAAACUAUACCACAAGAACAACAACAACAACAAACAUACUCAGCAACAACAUCUUCAUCCUCAGCCUCAUAUUCUUCAACCUCUCGUCCUCUUCCAUCCACCACACCAACUGGAAGAAGACCAAGUAGACAACGAUUAGGUAUACGAACACUAUCUAUACGCAACUAUGAACGAUUUCCAGGGAACAAUGUUUUCUUCUUUCAUGGACGAUUUUUGACAAGUCGUGUGUUUUGGGCAUUUGCUUUGGCUGUCUUCCUUUUGAUAGCUCCAUCUAUCUUAUUUGCUAUUUUUAUAUGUCCUUGGCUAUGGUAUCAAAUUCAUCCUAUUGUGCCUAUCCUUUUUGGUUAUAUGUUUUUAUUAUCGUUGGCUUCUAUGGUGAAAACAUCCUGGACAGAUCCUGGGAUUCUACCUCGUCACCUACAUGGAACACUUUCAAUUUCUCAAGAUAACUUUGGCCAUGCUUAUGAACUUCAUGGGGAAGCACCACCUCCUUUGAAACAAGUGACGAUCAAAGGGGAACAAGUCCAUUUGAAAUAUUGUGACACAUGCGGUAUCUAUCGACCUCCUAGAGCAAGUCAUUGUCGUCAAUGUAACAAUUGUGUAGAAAAUGAGGAUCAUCAUUGUAUAUGGCUAAACAAUUGCGUUGGAAAACGAAACUAUCGAUCAUUUUUUACGUUUAUUGUUACUUCAACCGUAUUAUGUCUCUAUGUCAUUGGAUUUGGUCUAGUGCAGUUGAUUAGUAUGUUUUUGGUAUCAAAUGAUCGUUCCUUCAAAAUGAUCCUGACUAAUGCUCCUGUCAGCUUCUUGUUGGUGAUUUUUUGUUUUCUUUUGGUGAUUCCCGUUGGUAGUCUUACUGGGUAUCAUUGUUUUUUGACAAUGCGUGGUGUCACUACUCAUGAGCAGUUACGAUCAUCUAUGGCCAUGAGACCAUUGGAACCUCAUCUGUUUGAUUUUGGAAACCCUCUUGUGAACUUUAUCUAUGCGCUUUGUCGUCCAAGAACAAAAAGUUAUCUUGCGCGAAGAAAAUAUGUACAAGAACAAUAUAAUAUGGAUCAAGCUCAAGUAGGCCCAGUAUUGAAUACCAAUCAACCCACAACAUCAUCCACUACAGCUGUCGUUACCCCUGCUUGACCUUGUCAUUUAUUUAUUUGUUUUACUUUCUCUUUAUUUGCAUUUUAUUUACCUGUUAUAUAAUACUUUAUAUAUUCAUCAUAAUUCUUUUCCAUGUCUUAGUAUUUCCACCUCUCUCAUGCUUUCUUCAUCAAACAAUAAAAAAAAACAAGCAGUAACAAAAUGGUCUCUCUUUUUC